Molecule: messenger RNA, 6286 nt
Organism: Gryllus bimaculatus (two-spotted cricket)
Lineage: Eukaryota; Metazoa; Arthropoda; Insecta; Orthoptera; Gryllidae
Source: the annotation of a GenBank genome assembly
CUCGCGACGCCAAAGUUGACUAAUGACGAUACGACUCAACAGUGAUUCAAGCGAUUGCGGGAAUACGACAGUGUACCUUAUAUUCACGAAGACUGUAAGACUAUCUUACAGUCUUCAUGUUUUCUUUAUAAUAUUGCGUGCACAGUUUAUGAAAUUUUUAUCAAAGGAUUCAGUUACGUGAACGGAAGGAAGACCGACCGCACAUCAUCACGGGAACUAGGUGGGUGAGUCAACGAUACUCCGUUGAGCGUAGGGGAAGCGAAGGGGCGGCGAAGGUGGGGGGAGACGACGCCCGAGUGCAGCAAGUGGUAGGAACUGAAGUGACUGGAUCUUGUCUUGGACACUGAGGGAAGCAAUAUUUGUUUAUAUUCAUCGGAAUUCUUUUUCAUUCAUAUGUAAUUCGUCAGUCCCACGCAAUUACAGGUGCAGCUUUUAAUUUAAUGUUAAGGGCGUUUAUCAACAAGAAAAUGACGCGUCCAACGGUGUUAUUUGUGUGUGUCCUGGCGUUUCUCCGUCAAGUUUCUUCUCAACGAACUCCAACAAUAUCAUAUAUUUCACAAGAACAAAUCAAAGAUAUUGGUGGAACUGUGGAACUAGAUUGUUCAGUUCAGUAUGCUCAGGAUUAUCCUGUUUUAUGGAUGAAAAUUGAUCGUACAAGAAUGGUUGACCCACUACCGAUAUCUACUGGCAGUUCUCUCAUUAUUCGAGAUAGUCGAUUCUCUUUACGAUAUGACACUGCUAGUAGUACUUACACAUUACAGGUAAAAGAUAUUCAAGAAACUGAUGCAGGGUAUUACCAAUGUCAAGUUAUUCUGGCCUUGAAUAAUAAAAUUUCGGCCGAAGUUGAGUUGCAAGUUCGUAGGCCGCCCAUUAUUUCAGAUAAUUCUACUCGAUCAUUGGUUGUCAGUGAAGGUCAAUCAGUGAGACUAGAAUGCUACGCAGGUGGUUACCCUCCCCCAAGAGUUUCAUGGCGUCGUGAAAAUAAUGCUAUCCUGCCAACAGGUGGAUCAAUUUACAGGGGUAAUAUUUUGAAGAUUCCUUCAGUAAGCAAAAAAGAUCGUGGAACUUACUAUUGUGUGGCGGAGAAUGGCGUAGGCCGCGGUGCAAGAAGAAACAUUGCUGUGGAAGUGGAAUUUUCUCCAAUCAUAACUGUACCUAGACCUCGCCUUGGCCAAGCACUGCAGUAUGACAUGGAUUUGGAAUGUCAUGUAGAAGCCUAUCCUCCCCCUGCGAUAGUGUGGCGUAAAGAUGGUGUACAGUUAUCCAACAACCAACAUUACAGCAUUUCACACUUUGCCACAGCUGAUGAGUUUACCGAUACCACAAUUCGAGUAAUCACAAUUGAGAAGCGCCAAUACGGCAGAUACGUUUGCAGCGCUGCUAAUAAAUUGGGAACAGCCGUUGCAGAGGUGGAACUGUUUGAAUCUAUAAUUCCUGUUUGUCCUCCGGCCUGCGGUACUGGUAGCUAUGGUGGUGCAGCGCAGAUUACAACUAGCAUGGCUCUCGUUCUCAUCUCAGCCUUGAUAAUUUUCCUGCAUCGAAAUUUCAACUCCAAACGUUAAUUACCCUGGCUUAAUUACUACGAAUACUGGUACACAGUAUUCAGGCAUCAGUGGGCUUGUGAUUGUUUUAAGUGGAGCUUUAUUGUUCUCAAGUAGGUCAGUGUUGUUGUGCAGUCAGUACAAUAUUUGACUGCACAUUUUUGAAAUUUUAAAAAUUUGGUAAAUGUUUCUCUGUAUGAAUUUCAGAGUGUGGUGUUAUGAAAUAUCAUUCUUAUUCAUAAUUCUCACUUUAAUCAUUGUCAUAUUUUAAUCAUUCAUCAUUUACUCAAGAAUUGGAUGGAAAUUGUUGUAAUUUCAUCACAUUGAUCAAUCAAUUUCUUGAUCAAAAAUAUAUCUGUAUUAAUGUAGGCUGAGUAUUCUAGUGUUCACAGUUCUUAAAUGGUUUAUACUCAUAUAAAUUAGAAAAAAAUAGUCACAUUCCAUUUCAUGCACAGAUCUGAUACAUUUUAGUAACAGAUACAUAGUGCAUCACAAUAUAAUUGCACAUUUUUUAUAUUUCAAAGUGAAUAUUUUUGUUACCAAGGCUUUUUUAGUAAAUCUUUUAGUGAUAUCAACUAAUGAUAAUUCCAAUAUAAUAACAUUAAUAAGUUGUUAUUCAUUCAUACUAUUGAAUGAAUUAUAUUUGUAGUUUUAUUGAUAUAUUCCAUUGAUUAUAAUGGAACAUGAUAUUUUUAAUGAAUGGAUUUUUUAAAUUUCUUUUAUAAAGCAAAGUAGUACAUUUAAAUACAGCUAUAGAUUUGUUUACUGCACCAUUUGCUAAAUGAUCAUGGUGUUAUUUCCAUAGCUUUAAAUUACUGCCUUACAAUCUUUAAGCAAUUAAUGUAAUUAACAUGCUCUGUAAUAUCUUGUACACAAAAACAUGUUCAUCAUGGUCCUAAAAAUAAGAAAGUUCAGUUUUAUAAUUCUUUGACUUUUUGUAAGUUACUUGUUUUUCAUCUUCAAUGACUCAUGUUCGUGAAAUUUUUGUAAACCAUAUAAUGCAUUCCAAUCCCCUAGUGUAUUUAUAGCGAUGUGAAAUCUGAUUUAUUGCUCAUGAAAGAAAGAUAUUUUAUUUUAGUUAUAAUUCUGCAUAUUAAUUGUUCCAACAGUUUAUCCGUCCAACUGAUAUAGAAGGAUACCAAAUUUGGAAUUUAGUGUUAUGAAUCUCAUUUACUUGUACUUUGAAGGUUUAAAUAUCAUUUCCUCAAAUAAUUCUAGUAUAUUUUAAAUAGAUUUUAAUGCUUUGGCAAAGACAUAUUUUUAGUGAAUGGAUUAACAAAUAAAGAAAAUAACAUUACUUAAUUUCUAGAGUUUGAUUAUAGUGUUACAAAGCAUGAUUAACUACAAAUUUCUCUAUAUAAGUCUGAAUUGUGUGUAUUGUGUAACAAAAUUGUGUUUGAAAUGGAUGUUUCCAUCUCAGGACUGAUAAUUCAAGAUUUUCAUUGUUACUCUUAGCAAAGAUCUGAAUGGAAAUUUAAAAACAAACAUAUCCUAGAGAUUUUUAACUUUUAUUUCUUAAUUAAUAUAAUGUUCUAGUAAUGUGCCCUGAUUUUAUGAACGUUGGUUUAUAAUUAGCAGAAUGGCUGCAUCGUAUAGCAGUUAACUAUAGCAAAUUUUUACACAAAAAGAAUUUAUUAUUUUAAAGUAAGAAUGAAUAAAAUUCUCUUAUUUUAAUUAGCUAUGGAUCAGGAGUGCACACUAAUUGUGUCAAUAUAUAUGUAGAUAUACAUGUGUAUGUUUGUAACUCUUGCACUUUCACAGUCUAAGUAGUAAUUGAUUGUAAAGCAAACUGUUGACCUAAUGUUCUAAUAGUUAUUUGUUUUCCUGAAUACAGUAAUUGUGUGUUUCAGUAUAUUUGAUAAUCUGAUAUUUAGCUAUAAUUUCAGGUUUUCAUAUUUUUGUAGAAGUGGAUGAAAAGAUUUGAUAGAGAAGAAUUUCAAUUAAAUUAAAUGGCAUGUAUAACAUUAUUAUGAGGAUUCAAAUUGUAAGACACCAAAUACAAGAGUAACCAUCAUGCAGUGAAAUAAGAGAUUUUAUGUUUUACCCUGAUAAUUUUAAGAAGCUUUAUGGAACUUAUUUCCACACGUUUGGCCUGUGUUGUAAGAGUUCCACAGUCAUAAAGAAUUUCGUUGUUGUCAGAUACAAUGAUAUAAUGCUUAUUAACAAUAUUAUUAAAAUUUAAUUUAUUAGUUAUUGACCUUGCUUUUUGUGGGCAGAAGUGUGUAAUGGGCAUAUGAGCAGUCUUUAUUAUCUCGUGUACAUCAACUUGGUAUUCAGGCUAUUUUAUAAAAAUUUCAAAUCUUGAAGUAUUUAUAAUGAACUUGGAUAUUAAUUUUAGAAAAGGGAAAUGGUUUUAUUCCUCUUACAGACCUAAAUAAAAUAUUACAUAUCAAUGAAAUGACUAUUUUACUUUAAUUGCUUUCAAGCAAGUUGACAGUUUGCUUUUUGAGAACUUUACGAGCCAUUCAAGAAAUGUGUGCCCAUCUCCCCUUGGAAACAACUCAUAAAAUUUAACAAACACAACCCGUCUCAUCGAAUUUUCCAUUCCAACCCUUAAAAUUUUUAAUUAAUUUGAACAUUUAUUUAUAGUUUGAUAUUAAUAAUAUAAGUAGUAAAUGAUGUUUGUUCAUUAUCAUACACACACACACGUAAAGACAAUUCAUUUGUUUUCAUCACAGACAUGGGACUUUCCCAUACAAACUUUUUUUCUUGAAUGGCCCCUUAAGCACCUUGUUGUAUUUAUUAAGUAAUGUCUUCCUUAUAAACAAUCAAGGUAUAUGCUUUUUAUGUAAGAACUUAUUGUGAAGUGUGUUAAAAAAUCACUCUAGAAGCAGAAGGUAAAUAUUUUGAAAACUUUAUGCAAUUUAGACUUUGUAUCAAACCCUUUAUUACAUUUUCUUAUUGUCUUAGAGUUUUAAGAGCAGUGUUUAGAAGGAGUGUAUCAAGACCUUUUUUUCUAAAUUGAUACUGAAUGCAUCAGUUAGGCAUUUAAAGUAUAUUGUAUCAACUUGUUAUUAUGAGGUACCUAGAAAAUAAAAUCUUGAUUAUUUUGCAUUAUUUUCACGAAGUCAUGGAAAGGCUGUAAAAACAAAAAUUAUUAAACACUGUGGUCUUAAUAUUUUUAUUUUUUAUGUCAAUUGGCAGUGUAAUAUGAUGCUAUUUUAAGCAAACAUUACAUAACUUUUUAAAAGGACAUUUCAAAUUUUGUAAAAGUUGUUGUAUAAAAACAUAUGUGGUCCAUUUAUAUUAACAUAUAUUAGUUGGGGAAGGGAAGUCGAGCCUACUCUAGACAAUUUUUAUUGAACAGAUUUUAAUACCUGUUUUUAUAUGGCUACUUUUUCACAGCUCUGAAUUUACGCUGUAGUGCAAUGUUUUAUACACUGUAUUUAAAUGCAUUUUCUUGAAUUUUUUGAAUGUACAUGUGAAGUGAUAAUAAAUUUGUAUUAUUAUUGAAUAAUAAAAUAUGUAUGUGUGGAAUUUCAGUCGAUUUUGAAUAUUGCUUUUGCAAUGGUACCAGUCUUCAGUGCAGCAAGAGCUGCUUCAUAUUGAUUCAGGCCAAAUACUUUUAUUCCCAGUUUUUCAUAUGCCAAAUACCUGUCUCCCAUGGCAUCAAUAAAUCCAAGGGAUUUAUUAAAUGAAAAUGGAUUGACAUUAAUAGCAUUAAUUGUGAGUUCCUUCUUGAAUAACAGGUAUGGUGAAACACUGAUUUUUGUUUCUGGAGAAGCUACUCCAAAAAUACAAAGUUGGCCACCUGGAUUCAAAAGAUCUAAAGCUUGCUCUAUGGCAGGGCCAAAGCCACUACAAUCAAUGAUCAAAUCUACUCCCCAUUUAGGAUUUGCAGCUUUGCGUGCCUGGAGGUCAGUGGGUUUCAUUAUUUCAUAGCCUGUAUCUGUAAAAAUAAAAUUUCUUAAAAACAACGAACUUGCUCAAGCGAGUUCGUAGGGACAAGUUUGACAAUUUUUUUAUAUAGCUCGUUAUAUUUGUAUUUAUUGUUUUACUUCUUGCAGUUAUAAAUGAAAUUAAGCAUAAAAGUUAUUUUUAGUGUUUCCUUUUGAAUGUCUGUCUUUAAUGGUAGUGUUGUAUCACAUUUUUUUUCGUGUGUAUAAACAUUGUUAUAUUUAUAUAUCUGAACUGACGUGACACAAAAAUUAUGUUGUUUGCAAAUGACUGUCAUAAUGGUCCAAUCAAUACAGUUAAAUGUCCCGUUUUAUGAUCAAAUGUGGGUACAAUAGGAGGUUAGCAUAUGCUAAAUAAUGAGUACUGGAUAAUUGUCUCAAUAAGAAUAUUUCAAACCAUCAAUGGCACUUUCUUCAUAUGAUUGAACCCUCUAUAUAACACUUGUUUUCUGUCAUCAUGCCAAUUAUCUGGCUCCUUCAACUGUUUAACAAGUGUAAUUAUUUCAAAGGAGUAAAUAAAGGCAAUCCCAUUACAAUAGUAGUCUAAUAAUGUGAAAAAUGCUUCUCAUGUUUCUUAGCGAUUGUCCUUAGGUGUUUGUGAUCUUAAAAGAUCUUGAUAUCAUUUUAGUUAAUAAUGAUGGUGAUGAUAAUGUUCUUCUGCAAUUUCCUUCCGAUUCUUUCUUUUCAACAUUUCCUGCUGUCUUAAAUUGGCAACAAGCUUUCGACGAGCCUCCUGUGGCUCGCUUACAAUCACUUUACGAUGUCCUUGCAAAUGCAGUACACAUGCCCAGAGAUUACCAAUAAUUCCUGCUCCCAUUAUAAGUAUAUCUUUUCCAAUUGGUAUUGGUU